AUGGAAAAUUUGAGUUUCUAUGUUGGAGUGAUAGGCAACAUCAUCUCAGUGCUUCUCUUUCUUUCUCCAGCAGGGACAUUCUGGAGGAUUGUGAAGCAUCGCUCAACUGAGGAGUUUGAGAGCCUUCCUUACAUUUGCACUUUACUUAGUUCAUCUUUGUGGACUUACUAUGGGAUUAUAAAGCCAGGAAGCUAUCUGGUGGCCACAGUUAAUGGCUUCGGUGUCGUCGUGGAAAUUGUAUAUAUAUCUUUGUUCCUUAUAUAUGCACCUCCAAGAAUGAGGGCUAAAACUGCCAUUCUUGCUGGAAUUUUAGAUGUAGGGUUUCUAGCAACAACAAUUUUGGUCACCCAUUUGGCAAUGCAUGAAGAUCUUCGGAUUAAUGUUACAGGGUUCAUGUGUGCAGGUCUAAACAUAGUCAUGUAUGGUUCACCUCUUGCAGCUAUGAAAACGGUGGUGACAACUAAAAGCGUGGAGUACAUGCCAUUCCUACUCUCAUUUUUCGUUUUCUUAAAUGGAGGGAUUUGGACUUUCUAUGCCUUCCUUGUUCAUGAUUGGUUUCUUGGGGUACCAAAUGGGAGUGGAUUUCUCCUGGGAAUUGCUCAGAUGAUUCUAUACGCAAUUUACUGUAAAUCCAAACAAUCCCUAUGCAAAACUAUAUCCGAUGAUGAUGACUUGGAGUUUGGAGGAGACCAGAGAGAGAACCUCCUUUCAUCUUCCGGCCCAACCCAAAACACCAACCAAGAGUAGAGGCCCAAUCUAUCAUUAGAGAAGGCCCAAGAAAAGCUUACCAAUGGCGUGGUUUUAUAUAUAUAUACAAGGAGGAGGAGAAAUGUUAUUUGUGUUACAAUUUUGUGGAUAGAAAAAUAUUACAGUAAGUUUGAUAAUGAUGAUAUUGUA
Cornus florida is the source of this 897-nucleotide messenger RNA. Its product is annotated as bidirectional sugar transporter SWEET17-like. Gene Ontology annotation, molecular function: sugar transmembrane transporter activity. Gene Ontology annotation, biological process: carbohydrate transport. NCBI's taxonomy places the organism in Eukaryota, Viridiplantae, Streptophyta, Magnoliopsida, Cornales, Cornaceae. The coding region runs from base 1 to 747 and encodes 248 amino acids. Gene Ontology annotation, cellular component: membrane. The record is from RefSeq and is a predicted model, not a curated record. The transcript has 6 exons.